This is a messenger RNA of Pelodiscus sinensis (Chinese soft-shelled turtle), 10184 nucleotides long. The record is from RefSeq and is a predicted model, not a curated record. Lineage: Eukaryota; Metazoa; Chordata; Testudines; Trionychidae.
ACUGUGCAGGGGGUCAGACUAGAUGAUCAUAAUGAUCCCUUCUGACCUUAAAGUCUAUGAGUCUGAGAAAAAGGGAAUAAAAUUCAAUAUGGAUUUGCCAAGGCAGAUGUUGCCAGAUUAAUCUGGAUUUUUUUUAUUAGAUAACUGAUACAUUUUAAACAAGUGAAAUGUAGGAGGUAUAAUCUGGACUUCAGUAAAGCAUUUGAAUGAGUCCCACACAUGAAAUUAUUAGUUGUAAUACAGACAAUGGAGAUUAGUACAGGACCUGUAACUGCAUAAAGAACUGACUAAUAGAUGAUGCCACCCAUUUCCAAUGAGCACCUCCAUCAAUAGAUGAGGAUCUGCUCUCUGCUUGUAGUGCCCUCUGUUGGCAGGUAAUCUUGCCAGAUAGGUCUGCAGAGGCUCAGCACUUUCUAAGCUAUAUUCUUACAUGUUUGAAUGCAGAAAGAAAAAGAGCCAGUCCGUGCCAUUGGAAUUUCUUUAGCCCCCUCUCUGGACUAAGAUUUCAGCCCGUUAUGGGCCAGCCUACAAUCUAUCCUGCUCUCUUGGGGUAUGUAUACACAGCAACAUUAUUAUAAUGUCAAAAUACUGUCAAGCUGGAGGACUUCUUACUCUGACUCUUGUAACCCUCACUGUAUGGGUUAUAAGCUAUUUCGAAAUAAGAUACACAAUUGAUGUAGCUCAAUUUGCAUAGCUUAUUUUGAGUUAAGCCCUGCAGUGUAGAUGCACCCUUGCAGAGUAGUUUCCACCCUGGCCUUCUCCCUGGAGUCCUGCCUUUCACUGGGGCCUCUAAGCAACACUUGUCCCCUUCUCAAAACUUGACCAUUCUGCCAGUGACCUGACGUGGGCCCACCCACUAUUCUGGAUCCUAAGCCAGGAAACCUAUAAAUAACAAUCACUUACUGCUUUUGUUACAUUGCUGCUAUUCCCUGAGCCGCUUUCCACACGUCCCCUUUCCACUUUAUCUUUACCUCAGGGCUGAAGUUAUCACUUGAGCUCCCACAUCCAGCAAAGAGCAUCUUUCUUUUGCCACGUCCCAACAAGCAACUGAUCUAUUAAGGGCCUGCAGCUCUUUUUAACUGAGUCUGGUGUGUGCGGAUUGGCCACUUCACCACAGCCUCUCUAGGUAGGCCUGGAGUGGAGUGUGAUGGAACAAAAAGCCUCCAGCAGGGAGAUCUCAAAGGUCCUUAUCCACUCCAUCACAGAGAAAGAGGGCUAUACUGAAAGGAGAGCUGUCCAUCUGGAAGGAGAUGACUGAUUAAGUUCCCUGAGGAUCUAUUUGAGGACCAAUCUUGAAUAUUUUUUUCUUUAGUGACUAAUGGCACAGGAAGUGGAAGUGUGCUAAUGAAAUUUCCCAAUGACACAAAGUUGGGAUGCAUGAUCAGUACAGAGGAGGAAUGGAAUAUUAUACAUGAAAAAUUGGGUGAGUUAGAGGAUUAGACUAAGAAAUUGGAUGAAAUUUAAUACAAAUUCAUGCUCUUAAGGAAUAACAAGAAUUUCUGCUUUAAACUUGAGACUCAGCAGUUGGAAACAGGAGAAAGACCCAUGUACAUUAGUUAAUCACAGGAUAAAAACUGCCAGUAUAAUGUGGCUUUGAAAAAGUCAUAUAUGAUCCUACAAUAUAUGCAAACUAUUUCCAGUAAAGAUAUAGGUAAAGUACUAAUGUUAUUGUGUGAGGAAUUGGUAGGGUCUCAGCUAGAAUACUGUGCACGAUUCUGAUAACCCAUGUUCAAGAAAAAUUAUUUCAAGCUGGAAAAGAUGCAGAGGAAGACUACUAGGAUAAUCAGGAAUGGAGAGCUGGUCUUACUAGAGGAGACCAAAAGAGCUUGGGUUGUUUAGCAUAGUAAAAUGCAGGGUGAGAGGGAAUACAGUUGUUCUCUCUAUAUACAUCAGGGUAGCAAUUACCCUGGAGAGAGAACUAUUUAAGGCUAAAGACAAUGUAGGCACAAGAACCAAAAGGUAUAAAAGAACCAUGAAUAAAUUCAGGAAGAGGUUUCUAGCAAUCAGAGAAGUGAUGUUCUGGUACAGCUUUCCAAUAGGUAGCUUGUUUGCCCCUAUUACAUGUAGUUUUAAGGUCAAGCUUGAUAAAUUUGAAGUAUGAGAUUGAUUGACUGGAUUGCCUGUGAUAAUCGGAAAUUGGGCUCAGUGACCAAAAAGAUCCCUUUCUAUGCUAUACAUAUUUGUUGGUUUUGGAUUAUGAACUUUUGGGGCAGAGGUUAUGCCUGUGAAGAUGUUUUUGUGCAGUGCAGAGCGUGGUGAUCUACAAAUCUGAUGAUGCCUUUGUACAGCAAUAGUUGCCAGAUAAUAAUUAUCAUGGAAGAAAGUGCAAAAAUAAUUGAGAGAAACAGACGUGAUGGGCUAGUGAAAGCUGGCAUCAGUGGAAACAUAAGAGAAGGGACAGAGCUAUGAAGAAGCCUGUUAACAAGCAGUUUGAACUUAAUGUUGGGAACAAAAGGGAGCAGGUGGAGGAACUGAGAGCUCAAUCCAACUCUUAUUAAAGUCAGCGAGGAGAGAUGUUUCUUAGUGGUUGAAUCAGGCAGAAGUGAUAAAAUGGUCAGGGAGAUUGACUUACUAGCUAUGGUUUGAAUGGAUUUAAAGGCUGUGUAUUAUUUAAGAGGAUGCAGUACGCAAGAUGGGGGAAAUGAAGGCAUGGGCUAAAAUUUUGGUUGUGGAUGGAAAUCAUCAUAAAAAUACUGGGAAGAAAGAAACAACAAAAUUUGGUCACAACCUGGAUGAAAGAAAGAGAAGUCCGUGAUGCCAACCAUAUGAUAGGAACGAUGAUAUUUCAGUCAAGAAACAGCUAAAAGAGGUUCAAUGGGCUCUUUUUGAGAACAACCUGGUUAUCUCAGCAUGGAUCGAUCUAGGUCUCGUUUGGGGGGAGGUGAUGAGCAAGCCUCUCCCAUGGAGCACAGUCAUGGUGAAGAUGAGAGACAAUGGCAGCAGGAGCGCCUUAGCAGAGAAGAGGCCUAUUACCAAUUCAUUAAUGAACUCAGUGAUGAAGACUACAGGUUAAUGAGAGACCACAAUCUUCUUGGCACUCCUGGAGAAAUAACCUCAGAAGAAUUACAGCAACGUUUAGAGGGGGCAAAGGAGCAUCUAGCAUCUCAAACUGAUGUAGAAAAUAGGGAAGGUGAAGGAGAAACAGCUGGAGAUUCAGAGGUUUUUGGGGAAAAUUCGAAUAGUGACUCUCUACUAGAAUGGCUGAACACAUUUCGUCGUACAGGAAAUGCUACUCGCAGUGGACAGAGUGGGAAUCAAACCUGGAGAGCUGUGAGUCGGACAAAUCCAAAUAGUGGGGAAUUCCGGUUUAGUCUUGAAAUCAACAUAAAUCAUGAACAUAAUAGUUUUGAAGCUUCGGGUGAUGAAUAUAUAGACAUCUCAAACUUGGAUACUAGCACCAUGCAUAUGGAUAACAGACAUCAAAGAGCAGUCAGUCCAGUAGCCACACGAACUAGGAGCAGGACUUCAAGAGAUUCACAUGGUGAAACUUCUAACACUGCAAGGACCAGAACUGUGAGAAAUUCUGUAGCACAGAGCACUGAAGAAACUUCUUCUCAUGUCUUAGGAAGGCUCAGAAACAGAACUAGGGAGUCAACAGGCCUUUAUAGAACAAGAAGCACUGCACAUAUUUUUUCGGACACUAGUGAGCACGUUGCUAGGCAAAGGGAAAGACAAGCAAGAGUUACAUCCACUGGACUCCAAAGAGCUAGAGCUAAUGUUCAGGUGAGUACAAGCCAAAGACUAGGAAUUCUAAGGUUAAGAUCUACUUUGAGCGGUCGAAGCCGUUCUCCACUUCAAAGACAAGAUGGCUCUUCUAAUUCUGAGGAGCCUAGAUUGAGGCAUAGUAGGAAUUCACACCGUAACUCUAGAAGGUCUACUAGGAGAUAUACAGCUCAGUCUUCCUCUGAGCCGGAUGAUCAAACAGUUGGCAGCACACAGGCACCACAGUUUUUUAAUUCAGCCCCAACAUUGGGCAUAACAUUGGAAGAGGAUGAAUCUAGUAGAUCAACAGCAGCAGUUAGAAGACAUCCAACUAUCACACUAGAUCUUCAGGUGAGAAGAAUUCGCCCUGGGGAAAAUAGAGAUCGGGAUAGUAUUGCUAGUAGAACACGUUCUAGAGUGGGAAUGGCAGAAAACACUGUUACUUUCGAAAGUGAUACUGGUGGAUUUCGCCGAACAAUUUCCCGAUCAGAACGUGCAGGUAUGCGAACCUAUGUUAGCACUAUACGGAUACCUCUUCGUAGGAUUUCAGAAACUGGGCUUGGUGAACCUUCAUCAGUGGCUCUUCGGUCAAUAUUAAGGCAAAUCAUGACUGGUUUUGGAGAACUGAGCUCUUUAAUGGAGACUGAAUCUAAUUCAGAAAUUCAGAGGGGCCGUCAGCACUUACCAGAUAUACAAUCAGAGCUGAAUUACUCACAUGCAGCAAAUGAUAAUAGUGAGCUAAAUGAGGCUUCAGUUAGGCAUAGCUAUGUUGAAGGAGCCAGCAGUGAAACAAGUGGACAGAAUGAUGGGAAUCAACAUUAUGGUCUCAUUAAUGAAAAUCAGGAGAGCAGACAGUCUCAAGAGGCAAACAAUUUGGUUGAAAAUGGAACAUUGCCCAUUCUUCGUCUUGCACAUUUCUUCUUGCUAAAUGAAGAUGAUGAUGAUGAUGAGCACUUGAGAGGUUUAACCAAAGAGCAGAUUGACAAUCUAAAUACCCGUAACUAUGGGGACAAUAACACAGAGAGUGAAAUAAGUAAAACAUGUAGUGUUUGUAUCAAUGAAUAUGUAAUAGGGAACAAGCUAAGGCAGUUACCGUGCAUGCAUGAGUUUCAUAUUCAUUGUAUCGAUCGCUGGCUUUCUGAAAAUUCUACUUGCCCCAUUUGUCGGCAGCCUGUAUUAGCGACUAAUUCAGCAGACAAUGGCUAAAGUUACUUAUAUUAUUUAGUAUUCAAUUAUUUACUUCUGCUAUAUUUAUGGUGAAUCAUAUAGGCUGAAUCAUAAUUUGGAUAAGGGUACAUUUGUUUGGAGCUUUUUAUUAGACUUAUUUAAAAAUAUAGGAAAGUUGCCUAAACCUAAUGUACAUACUAAGUUUUUUCCUUCCAAAGCACUGAUCUAGUAUUGUAUGUAGAGCCAAAUGAUCUUCAUAAAGUUUAUAUUUUUUUAGGUAAUGGUUUUUAUGCUAAGCACUUUUGUAAAUAUAGAAAUGUAAUAGUUAAUCAGUCCUGCUAUGUGUGUGUUUGUUUUUAACAGUGGAUUCUAUUUAGAUUACACAUUUGUCUCACAGGUUUGCUACUGUGUUGAGAAAUUGGGGUCUAAAUAGCCAUUCAUUAGCUUUUGUUCUAAGAACAAUUUAUUUUACAGAAGGAUAUCUUGCUGGACAUGUUUGUUGAAGAUAUUUAAGUUACUAGAAAUGCUCAAUUUAAUAUACAGUAUAUUUUUUUAAUGUUGAAUAUCCUUUCUGAAAACCUGCAAGUUUGGUUCUAUUUAAGCUUCUUUAUAGCAAUUUUUGCAUGUGGUUUUACACAGUGCUUAAUAUUGACAAGUUCUUAUUUGAAAGUGGAUUGGAUUAAGUGACAUUUUGAAAUGUACAUAAUUCAAUGCAGUGACUCUGACAAUCACUGUCUUUCAAUAGUCAGCAGUCAGAUCACUCAAAAUGACAAUUCUAAGAAUGCCUGCCUCAUUUGAACAUAAAAACUCGUUGAAAAAAAUAAACAUUUAAGAAGCUUUUAUUUGCCUUGAAAUUAUUUAAUCCUAGUUCAUGUUUUUAAGACACUUUCAUUUGAAAAUGGAAAGAAUUCCUUGAUUUGAAGAUGGAAAGAAUUCCUUGAUCAUCAUGUAACAGGCAUGAUUUCUAAAUCCUACUUGAAAAUACAGAUUUAUUGUACUUUUGUAUAAAAACACAGAUUUACACUAUUAGUCCUUUUAAAAACUCUGAUAACCACAUGGAAUGACAACAAUAGUGUAAAGAAAGCUAGGCUUUCUCCAAACAUUCCUGUAUAAUAUCGGAUCUUAAAAUUUAUAUCAAUAACUUAUAAAGUCAUAAAAUUGCAACAGGAACAAAACAAAAUGAAGGCUUCAGGUGAAUUACUAUUCCAUCAUAUUCUAUAGGGUGAGAGGAAGAUGUCAUUCUUAAUAUAUGACCUUUACACUGAAUUUAAGCGUAGCUUCCUUUGUUCCAGGUGUGCAUAUGGAUGUACACAAGUAACAGAAUACACAUAUUUGUAUAUUGACUUCAAUAGAAGUGCUAAUGUACACUUAAGAACAGGUCUGGCUUAUUUUUUAAUUUCUUUCAAGUCUGUGUGAAGCACCAGAAUUUUAGGGCAUGUGUACUCAGGAUGUGUUUUGUGUUACUGAGUAAUGGUUAACUAGUGCAGGGUCUGGGAAGGGGCAUGGGUGCGGGAGAGGAUUCUCAGUUGGAGUAGAGAUAAAGGAGGGGGUGCAGAGUUUGGGAGGGAGUUGUGACUUGCCCAUAAAGAGUUCCUUGUACACAGGCAUUUGGGUCUUGAGCUGUCCAGACAAACAAUGCAUGACUAUAAUAACACUAGCAGCCUAUUUAUUUAAAAAAACAGCAAAAAAAUAUUUAUCAUCUUUUCAAUUUCUCAUAAGGAGUCUUGAAGUUUAAAUCUCCUCAGAGUGAUGGAUGUGCUUACUUUGAUCUGCAUAGCUUUUGGAAGUCUGGAGCCACUGGAGAAUGAUAAAGUCUUAGCUUCAGCAUUGAGUCUGCUUCUGUAUUUUGUUUUCAGAUGUGCAUACGUGGAAAAUGCUUUCUCGCAUAAGUAUGCUGUUAAAAAUGGUAACAAACUGUAGUAUUUUUUUUUCUGCCAAAAGGUGGUACUUGUUUCUUAAACUCAGCCAAAAGUUUGUCAUGGACAGAUUUCUGAAACUCCUUUUCAGUUUGUUAAUCACAGUAGAUCUCAGUCAGUUUCUCUUCUUCCUCAGUGUUCAAUAUCUGUGUUGAAGAAGUGUGACCAAACCUGUCACAGAUAGCAGGGAUCCCCCGGAGACUGCCAUUUAAUAUGCUUAAAUACCACUGAGCCCACUUACCUGCCCUCUAGGGUGCCCUAUCAUCCUGUCCAACUGAGCUGGACCCUCCAGUCUCCUUCUGCAAUAGUACAGCAUUAGGAACGCAGCCCACAGCAGAGCAACACAGGAACUAAAAUCAGCUCAGCUCUGGGAAGGCUUAGUCAAAGGUACUUGACACUUUAUUCAGGUGCAUAGCCCCCCUGGGACCUAAACCACACACAAAUCUGUCUGCUUACAUUUUUAUAUAAAGCAGGCUUAUAAAUCAUUUAUUUCCUUUAUCAAUGAAAGAGAUGCACAGCUAUUCCCCAUAACUAUUAUUUACAUAGAAUUUAUUAAAAAACAAAAGUUAUUUUAAGUAUAAAAGGUAGGAUUUAAAUGGUUACAAGUAAUAACAGACAUAUCCAAGUAAGUUACUAAACAAAAUAAAACAGGUUAGCUAAGCCUAAUAAUAAAAAAAAACUUGUUACAUGCAAUUUGUUACCCUAACAAUAGUUAAAAUUAUCUCUUCUCACCUGAUUUUUUCCAUAUAGCCGGUGAGGUGGAAAGAAUGGCUGCUGAAAAAAAACUAGGAUUUCCAUUCUAAGCUAAAACAAGUACCUAAGAAUUUUGCCACUUGAGAGCCAUUUAACUUCAGCCUGGGUCAACAGCUAAUUGUUUACACUACCAAUUUCUUCCCAAAGCAUAUAUUCUAGAAUUUGUUGGCAGUGAUUUUAUGAAAUCGACCAUUUACACUGCAUUGUCUAGCAGUUCCUUCAGUCCCUCAGGCAUGCAUUUUGCCGUGAGGGUUUGUCUACGGAUACUGCAAUGAGUCCAAGAGAUGUUUGAGGCAACCUUGGUUGAUUGAGCAGCAAAUCCGGAAUACUUCCCUGUCCCUGAUUUGAUGCCUUCAAUGCAAAUGCCUAGGCAGCAAGACCAAUCUAUUUCCUUUACUUGAAAAUAUGCGUUAAUCAGAUUGACGAUAUCUGCUCCAGCUGUACGUUCUUUAAUGUUUGGCAAAACAACAAAUCAUCUUCCACCAUAUCUUCAUUCACAUAACGUACAAACAGUAGUAAAAUAGAUUAGUCUAUAUUAUCCUGUACAAGUGGAUGAAUCCACUGUGUCGUUAUUUUUUCACUUUCUGUACAAUUGUCGUUUCCACAUUACUUGGCAUGUCAUUAAUUCUUCAUGACAACGUGUUAUUGGACAAACGUACUACAUCAAUCCUUUUUGCAGCCUUUUCUGUGAGCAUGCAAUGAACAAUGUCUUGUACACAUGAACCAAUCAAGCUCUUUGCUAUGGUAUGGGCUUCUGAUGUUUUGCUACUCAAUAUGAUGCUUCAAGAGCAUUUUUGUUAUCAAAACUUGUUUUGGAUACAAAACUGGUAAUAUCACUUUUCCAGUCAGCUAAUUUUCGUGUGCAGUAAUCUGACUUGUCAAAUUCUGCACGAUGUCUAAUUUAUAAAUGGUGCCAAAGUAGAGAUUUGAGGCUACUGUUUGGUAGAACAUAAAUUACAUACUGGCUUUGGAUAUUGUUGAUCACCAGUACAUGUAAAGCCAUAUUUUAUAUAAUCAUUGUCACAUCAUCUUUUCAUAAGCAACUUUUUGGGACCAUCAUCAUCAUUUGACUUAGGUUUUCCACUUUUGAACUUGAUGAAAUGCUAGCUGAAGUUGAAUGUUUUCUUGUUAUUAGACAGUGUUUCUAUUAAAUGGCCACCAUUCUUGUCUGUCUGUCAUAGGAUUUUCAACUUUCACACACACAUGCAUAUACGUAUACAAACAUAUGGGUGUGCAUUGUCUUUGUAUUGUAAGGGUUGGAAGGGCUUCUGGAAAGUUUGAUUUGACUGGGAUUGGGUCUAGAGGCUUCAAGAAGAUUCGAUCUUAAGCCGCUGGUGUGCGAACAUGGACAUUCAACUGUGUGGAAUUGCUAUUGCCAUCGCCUAUUAUAUUGCCAAAUAGAUUGCUGAAUGUGAACCUAUGAGUCUUGAAAGAAGCGUCAGAGAGACUAGUGAUCAAAUCAGAGAGGAGGAAAGCAAUAUUUCUUGAAAGUUGUUUAAAAUAUGUAUGGCAAUAUUAAAUCAAUGUCAAGUCUCCGUCUGUGAGUAUGUUUUCCUUCUUUGUGGCAUGCCUAUGAAAGAGAGCAUGAGAAGAGUCAUUUCUGUUAACACAAGAAAGCCUGACCUUCGAUACAAAGUUGUAUAAGUGCAAAACGAAGAGGUUCAAAACUCUGAGGAAGCCCUGGAGGAAGACAAAUGAGCAGAAAAUCCACCAGAACAAGAUCCAGAGGAGGAAGCUACAGGUAACAAUAAUUUCUGCAAACAAAUAUUUGAUCGAUGUUGAUUGUAAGAACAGGUUUCUAACCCACUGCAGCCAGUAGCCCUUUAAUAUAUAGGUAAAACCUUAAACUAUGGUCUCUGGCUAAGCUUUCCAAAGGCCUGCUGGUCAGUUGGCCUAAGAUCCAUAAGGCCUAGCUGCCCUAGCUAACUAAGCCUUGAGUACACAGAAAAAACAGGAUGAGCGUAGUAAGCAACCCUGCCUGUUUAUCUUAAAGUAGAGAGCCAAAGAAGCAUAAUAUUAGAUAAAAAGCCAAAACUAACUCUCAUGUCAUAAGUUUCACACCUCCAUGCAAGGCCAGAACCCUGGAAGAGGCCUCAGAGUCUGGGCCGCUCUCCUGAGAGAGAAAUAACAGCUGCCUUCCCAAGGCCAAUCACGAAUUGUUGCUAAAAAACUAGAGAUAGUGCCCCCCUUCACAAGCCCAAUUUGCAAAUCUAUCAAAGGUGCAUUCUAAAUAAUUGCUUUCUGAUAUUUUACAUUAUUUUUGCUUUUCUUUAUACCCCUAGACAAGCACCUAUGGACCACACCUCUUACCUAUCUGGAAGGCACCAUUACCACUCCUAUGCAUCCCAACCAGAAUAUAGCUAUGCCUUUUAAGGCAAUCCUUGGGGGGAGGGGUAGUGACAUAUACUUGUGUUUAGCAAUUGUGUUAACCUGAGCUGUGGGCAGAGUUACUAUAUAACUCUUUUUGGCUUAUUGGCUUAUGAUGCCUUGCUGCUAGAACCUAUCCAGGGGCUUGGGCAUGCCCACCCCGUUGUUUCACUCCACCAGUCAGCUCCCUUUAUAAUGUCUUGUGAUGAUUUACUUGGCAAUGUCCGCUGAGCCCAAGUGGCAAGGUGGCACUCUGCCAGCUCUAUGUGUAAUAAACAC